ACACUUUAUUUUGCUAAUUACUUGUCAUUCUUGUCCAAAUGAAGCAUAUAAUAAUUUCGAUUAUGAGCGAUGGGCUUCUGGAAGGUAGGUGGGGAAUUUAGAUUAGGAUGGUGUAACUACUGACUAGGCUUAGGUUGGGAUAAGCAGCUUGACUAAUGACACUAUUAGGCAAACUUUGGCACAUGGGGUACUCAAUAGUACAAUACGAAGUUAUUCCCUAUUUAUCAAGUAAUUGUUAUGGGUAGUAUUAAUUGGUGUGGGCAUAGUUCGAUUCGGUUUGGAUUUGAAUUGAAUCAACAUGUACUGAUCAGAGCGGCAUCAAAAUGCACGAGUACAUUCGACAUUACUUGUUUAUUUUAUUUAUCAUUUUGAUUCAUUUAUAACAUUGUACUUAAGAGGAUUCGGUUUGAUUGAUACCUAAAGAAAAUACCAGUUUGUCGGUGGCUCCGUAGCGAUGAUGACGACCUUCACGCCGCGGUCCAGCAACGUUUUGCUCCAGUUAUCCUUCCUCACGGUUCACUACUGCGACCUAGGGUAGAUUGUAGUUUUCUUCCGCGAUGAAAAUAGAGAUUGCGUCUAACCAGUGCGAUUUUAGCCAAAAAAACAUAAGUGUAAUGGGAAUUUCUAUAAUAUUUUUGGGAUUUGUUUUUAAGAACUAAUGUGGGAAAAUCCGUGUUUCUUAUCAUAAAAAAGAUUAAAAGAAAAUAAUAUUAUUUUUUGACAAAUAAAAAGAAAACCAUGUAAAAAAACCAUGGUCCAUGAAACCGUACCGGAGACCGUAUAGGGAAAGUCAGCGGUAGGGUAUUUUAUGGUAAAAUCGUGGUUUAACAGUAGUUCAACCGUUAUACCGGUAAAUGUCGCAUAUCGGUUUAGCCUCCGAUACUGGUAUUUCGUGGUUGAACCGCCGGUACGGUACGGUUUAAUGUACACUAAAAAACAAAUAAAAAGAAAACAAUAAAGGAGUGUAGUUGAGAAAGCCCAAUUGUUUACUGUACGCCAAACCAAGCCCAACAUAGACAGACGAAAGUCAAUCCAAACUAACCUGCUCCACCAGACCACCAGGCCCGUUCUUUCAAUGGGCCCACAGAAAUCGGCGACGAAUGACGCCGACGAUAAAAUCCCUCUUCCUUCUCGUACGUUUGUUUUCCUGAUUGACGACGUUCUCAAAAUUCUGAAGCCUUCCCCAACAAAUUCAAUCCCCGACGAAAUCUUGCCGAUUCGUUUAGUAAUCGGCGGCCAAGAUUCAGGCAUCGCUCUGAAUCCAAUCGGAAUCGCGGGACCAUGCCGAAGAAGAUGGGGGUGAACAGCAAGGCCGAGGAGGCCAGGGCGCGGAAGAACGCGACGGAGAGCGAGAAGAAGCAGCGGGAGGCGCGGGAGAAGGAGGAGAAGUAUUGGAAGGAAGCGGAGGGCCCGAAGUCCCGCGCGGCCAAGAAGCGGGAGGAGGAAGAAGAGAAGCGCGCGGAGGCCGCGGCGCGCAAGGCGGAGGCGAAGCGGCUGGCGGAGCUGGAGGAGAAGGAGCUGGAGAAGUCGCUCAAGAAGGUGGACAAGAAGGCGACGCGUGUCUCGAUUCCGGUUCCCAAGGUGACGGAGGCGGAGCUGAGGAGGAGGAGGGAGCAGGAGCAGGCGGCGCUGGAGAAGAAGUCCGAAGAGGCGAAGAAGAAGCAGACGAGGACCGCGGAGGAGGAAGAGUACGAGAGGCUGGUGCUGGUCGAAAACACGAAUCGCGAUGAUUCGAUUAUUGAUGCGAGGACCGUGGAGGAUGCUAUUGCUCACUUGACUGUUGCGGAGAGCUUGCCCGUUGAUCGCCAUCCCGAGAGGAGACUCAAAGCUUCGUUUAAGGCUUUUGAAGAAGCUGAACUCCCAAAGCUGAAGGAAGAGAAGCCAGGACUAACUCACAAUCAAUACAAGGACAUGAUUUGGAAGAUGUGGAAGAAGUCUCCAGACAACCCUCUCAAUCAGAUUAACAGCGAGUGAGCCUCUGCCCUGGUCACAAAUCUAGAAGUGGGCAUGACUCCGUUUCAUUCUGGCUUUACUGCGGCAAGGAGCCUUCCUUCUUGUAUGUUGAAAGAAAGGUGCGAAAAGCUAGCGGUAUAGCUGAAAUGAUGGUGAGGGGAGGAUCUGCUUAUGUGGUUAAGUAACUGAUGUAUGGUGUAAAUGGCAUUUGCAUAAUAAAACUGCUGCUGAGGACAGUAGAGUGGUGUUCUUCAGUUCUUGGUUAGAAAUUUCAGAAUGUGAUUGAAUCUUUUGACCUAUGCUGAGUGUUCAUUGUUACUAGUUCCUAGCUAUAAUGUUGCAGCCCUUCAAUAAAAUGGGAUGGUGGUGGGGGAAGCUUUUGCUGUGUCAGUGUGUACUGGGAAACAAAAUGGUGGUUGUGUAACCAGUCUUCUUCUUCGUCUUCAUCCCAGAACAAUAAAUUUCUCCCCUAUCCUUUCUGCAGGAGGCUCAAUUCGACUGCUGGUCUAAAACUGAUGGUCAGUUUUCUGGUUUUAAUGGAGGAUUGAAACAGGUAGGAAUUCACCGGACGAAAUUAAUUUCAGUAUCAUUGGACUAGAAGUCUGUAUCUGUUGGUUGAAUUAUCGUUUAAGAUUUCUAAAUGAUCCUUCCGGGUUUAAGGGUUAAUUAAUCAAUAGCCAUAGCUUUG
Molecule: messenger RNA, 2641 nt
Organism: Linum trigynum
Lineage: Eukaryota; Viridiplantae; Streptophyta; Magnoliopsida; Malpighiales; Linaceae
Source: the annotation of a GenBank genome assembly